AUGAAUCAGUUGGCGCAACAAAUCCAAGAAAUGAAGAUCGGCUACAAUAAACUUGCCGCUCUGUUGACAACCCAAGCUGAAGCUAAUAAUCCAAGAAUGAGGCCCCAGCCAGAGUGUCCACAACGAGAAUGUCUGACCGAAAGAGAAGCCCCAGUUCUCUCCGAAAGAAGAUCAGCCCAGCCAAGUCACACUCUGAGAUGUGAGGUUGAAGCCAAUUAUGGCAACGUCGAUGAUGACUAUGAUCUUGAAAGGGAAGUCUUCGCAGGAGAAAGAAACAAUGUUAAUAUUCAACCAAGGGAAACUAGAGAAACUUACCCACUAAUCAAUGACGAUGAUUUAAUGCAAUAUAAUGAUGCUGCUGCUCCCAUUAGAGCCCCAAGGAGGAAACGAGGACUGUCGGUAAUUGAUUUGUUAGCCCCGUACAAUAUCACUGAUGAUAUUUUGACUAAACCUUCAAGUGCUACGGUUGGACAAAUAUUACAGUACCCCAACCAACAUAGGAAUUUGGCAAAAGCCCUUCGAAGGCCCCUAUUAACAGAAGAAACCCACUAUGAAAAGGUCGAUCUCGAAGGUUUUGUUGGUGAUGAGAAUGAUAUGUUUGAUCAAUUGGUCUAUGAGGAAGAAGUAGAGGGAACGGAAGCAUACCUGUCCCAUGUUGAAGAAUUGCUCACAACCCCUGUUGAAUCUGAAACGAAAGACCUGGAAGAGAAAAUCAGCAAGAUGGAUGUCAGUAAAGAAUUAAAUGAUGAGCAACAAAAGGAGGCUAAAGAAAUGCUAAAGAAGGAAAAAGAUGUUUUUGUACAAACCGUUGAAGAACUUGGAUACACCAACCGAACCAACCAUAUGAUUGACACGGGUGACGCUGUCCUAUUAAACAAAAGGCAUGUAGAGCUGCCUCGGUGUUCAAGAGUUCAUAAAGAAUGA
Molecule: messenger RNA, 924 nt
Organism: Racocetra fulgida
Lineage: Eukaryota; Fungi; Glomeromycota; Glomeromycetes; Diversisporales; Gigasporaceae
Source: the annotation of a GenBank genome assembly